GAUUUAAGCAAAAUUCAUUAUUUUUUGUGGCUUCAAAAGCAAAAACAUAUAUAGGCAUAAUUAAAAAUGGAAUCUUCUUCUCUAUCUAUUCUUACUUUGUUAAUAUUUCUAACUUGUUUUGAUCAUGCAAAACUGUUAGUUUCCGGGGCUGAUUAUGAUUUUAGUUACAUGAAAUCGGUUUACAACGCAACUGAUAUGCCCUUAGAGGAAGAAUAUGAUUACAUUGUGGUUGGAGGUGGCACCGCGGGAUGUCCUUUGGCCGCAACUCUAUCAGAAAAGUACUCAGUUCUUGUCCUCGAAAGAGGAAACGUCCCUAAAGCUCACCCCAACACGUUGGUUGCAUCCGGAUUUCUAACUAAUCUCGUCGAAGCAGACGAUGAUGGGGAUACCCCGGCGCAAAGGUUCACUUCAGAGGAAGGAGUUGAGAGCGUAAGAGGUAGGGUUUUGGGAGGGACAAGUAUGGUAAACGCGGCUUUCUUUUCUGAAGCUGACAAUGAUUUUUUGGCUAAGUCUGGAGUGGAAUGGGACAUGGAUGAGGUUGAGAAGGCCUAUGAGUGGGUGAAGAGCAAGAUAGUUUCGUAUUCGAAUUUGUCAACAUGGCAAUCUGCGGUUAAGGAGGCUUUGUUGGAAGCUGGUGUUGGUCCAGAUAAUGGAGUCACUACAAAACAUAAGGUUGGAACUAAACAAUCUGGUUCUACUUUUGAUAAUAUGGGGAGAAGACAUGGAGCUGUUGAGUUGCUUAAUAAGGGAAAUCUCAAAAACAUGAAAAUUGCAAUUCAUGCUUACGUGAAGAAAAUCAUAUUCUCCACUAAAUCCUCAAAUCCCAGUGCUAUUGGAGUUAUUUACACCGAUUCAAAAGGAAAAUACCACAAAGCAUUAAUACGUAACAAAGGAGAAGUAAUACUAAGCGCAGGUGCACUUGGAAGUCCUCAACUUUUGCUACUAAGUGGAAUUGGUCCAAAAUCAUACCUCUCAUCACAACAUAUUCCCAUAGUUCAUUCCCAAUCAAAUGUUGGAAAAUUCAUGGCUGAUAAUCCACGUAACAACAUUAAUCUCAUAAUCCCAUUCCCAUUUGAAGGAUCAGGAGCACAAGUUGUUGGAAUCACUAAUGAUUAUUUCAUAGAAACUGUAUCAUAUAGCUUACCAUUUGCUCCAACUACAUUACCUUUUAGCUUUUACCCCAAUCCAUUAACUCCACCACAAUUUAGUUUAGCAUCCAUAGUUGAAAAAAUCGUGGGACCUUUAUCAACCGGUUCACUUACCUUGGCUUCCACCAAAGAUGUUAAAAUCACCCCACAUGUUCGGUUCAACUACUUCUCUAACCCGAUCGAUCUUGCUCGUUGCGUUAGCGCGAUGAGAAAAGUCGGUGAGAUGUUGGAAACCAAAUCCUUAGAUCGAUUUAAGUACAAGGAUUUGAAUGGGGCUAGGGAUUUCAUGUAUUUGGGUCCUCCUUUGCCUGCCAACCAGUCAGAUAAUUCGGGUAUGGAAGAUUAUUGUCGAAGCUCUGUUACGACAUUUUGGCAUUAUCAUGGGGGAUGUCUGGUUGGGAAGGUUGUGGAUGGAGAUUUUAAAGUUAUUGGAACUAAUUCACUUCGAGUUGUUGAUGGAUCAACUUUUGUUAUCUCUCCUGGGACUAAUCCUCAAGCCACUUUAAUGAUGAUUGGCCGUUAUCUUGGGCUAAAGAUGCUAAAGGAGAGGACCAACUAAACUUAGAUUUCUAUAAGAUUUCAUUUACACAUAGAUCUAGUAGUAAAUAAAUAAAAGUUUCUAUACAGAAAGCAUAUAUAUAUCAUGAUGAUGUAUAAUAUCAAAUUACAAUUUUUUCUUUCAAUAAUGUAUUGUUGCUGGCGGCUGGCCUUAUUGUUAUGUUUUGACUCUUUUAAUUUCAAUUAUUCACGACCCAAAAAGUCAAAGACCAUAUCAGAUUUAAUAAAAACUAGUGAAAUAGUGAAAUUUCACGUGC
Molecule: messenger RNA, 1963 nt
Organism: Cannabis sativa
Lineage: Eukaryota; Viridiplantae; Streptophyta; Magnoliopsida; Rosales; Cannabaceae
Product: (R)-mandelonitrile lyase 1
Exons: 4
Coding region: 67-1707 (546 amino acids)
Molecular function (GO): flavin adenine dinucleotide binding; oxidoreductase activity, acting on CH-OH group of donors
Source: RefSeq, a predicted model, not a curated record